UUCUCGUUACAUGCACGCAGCUUCAAGCGGAUGAGAAGUACCCGGUAUCAUACUUAGUAGCUUAGUUUAUUAUUUCUUUGAAAGUACCUGGGCCAUUGUUUCGUCUUAUCAGCGUGAUAUAUUGUAACUAACGCCCCCAAGACUCCUGAAUUGAAAUAGGAAAUUGUAAACUAACCACCACCAUGCGAACGUGUCAUAACAAGACAUUUAGCUAAGCUAGAUACAAUGCUAGCUUGUCAUCGUUAAAGAUACCUAGCGUUGUCUAAUUUACUAGUGCAAGAUUGCGACGUUAACUUCCAAAUGAGCCCUUUCUGAGAAGGCACACGAUUUAAAAACCUCCCAUCUUUUAUAUCGCAUAGAAAACUACCAUUGUUUUCUGCCAGUGCAGUAACAAAUCUCGUGUCUUCCAAUCAUGUUCCACAACAGUUCUCAGAAAAAGUUUUGGCAAUUCGACGGUGAGGCUGCGCUGGAGAAACAAAGAUAUGAAGCUAAUCAGAAGUUUCGCUCAAAGAUAAUGGCUAGUGGAAAGCCAGUCAGCGAUUCUUUAUUUCUUGACCCCCACGAGGAAAUGGUGAUCUUCAGACACUAUGAGAAGAGGCUGAUUGACUUCUGUUCGAUCUUCAAACCAACAAUGCCAAAAUCCGUCGUGGGCACAGCCGUCAUGUAUUUUCGGAGGUUUUACCUGAACAAUUCCCUGAUGGAGCAUCACCCUAGGAUAAUAAUGUUGACAUGUUCAUACCUUUCCUGCAAGGUGGAUGAGUUCAAUGUGUCCAGCACGCAGUUUGUUGGCAACCUUCAGGAGACACCAGCUGGGCAAGAGAAGGUUCUGGAGCAGAUCUUGGAGUAUGAGCUUCUCCUCAUCCAACAGCUCAACUUCCAUCUGGUCAUUCAUACCCCUUACCGACCUAUGGAGGGCUUGCUCAUCGACCUGAAGACUAGGUACCCAAUGCUGGAGAACCCCGAGGUGCUGAGGAAGACUGCUGAUGACUUCCUGAACCGGGCUACCGUGACUGAUGUGGGGCUCCUAGCUUCGCCUUCUCAGAUAGCCCUGACCGCUGUGUUAAACAGUGCCUCUCGGGCUGGGCUCAGCAUGGAGAGCUACUUGACAGAAUGCAUGGGACUUAAAGAUGAUAAAGAGACUAUGUCAAAACUGAUGGACACCAUGAGGAGAAUGAAACACCUCACUAAGAAAUAUGAGCUACCGAAACCAGAAGAGGUUGUCAUGUGCAAACAAAAGCUGGAAAGGGUCUAUGCAGAGUUCUCCUCCUCAAACCUUUCUCUGUGAAGCUUCAGCCUGAGCCCCGCCCUCCUAAGCCUUCACCGCGUCAUCAGUAAUGUAAAUGUAUAGGAAAUCUCAUUUUGGAUGGCAGAAACAUCAUGGUGAUCAAAUGGUUCUAUUUCUACAAGGCAGGCCUCUGGAUUUGUCUGAUAUGACUGAUAGUAAAUGCUAGCAAAUAUAUCAAACAGAAGUAUUUCACUUAGUUAUGUUCGCCCAAGCAAUGUUUUGCUGAUGUUGCCAAAUCUGAUUUAUAGCCAAGGAUUAAACUAAUCUCAUAGUGCCAUUGCUUUGAAAAUAAUUUUGAUUAGUUGUAUACUGAGUAAAGAUGGGGUAAGCCUAUGUCAUUUCUUAUGCAAGAUAUAUGGCUUCAAAGUGACCUAUGCUAGCAAAUAAAAUAUACCAUGCAUUUCUGUGGUCGGUGCACGUUCCAAAAAAUUAAUUCUCAAAUGUUUUUCUUUCAAUACACACUGUAAGCUAUUCAUGGUUGCCAGGGUUACUUUUUUUUCUGUGAUAUUGAUCAAAACCGGCUAAAUGUAAGUUUCUUUUCUGGUGUACUAUUGGUAAGCAAGCCAGUUGGACAGUUUGGAUUGCAUGAAAUUAUAUUAGUUUUGAAGCGCAAUCCUGUUGCUAAGUUGGUAUUGUAACCUACAGUAUGGUGAGUAGGUUUGGAUGUUAUCUAUUCUUGUUGAAUAGAUAAUGUCCUUUGACUUUCAAUUGUACGUAUUCAAAUUGCUCAUUUAAUUUAAUCGACUGAGCGAGCCUAAAAAGCAAACCCCAGACCUAGUGUUAACAUCUCAUCUGUCAUCGUGUUUUAGCAUGAAAUAAAUUACGUUUAUUUACCACG
This is a messenger RNA of Clupea harengus (Atlantic herring), 2123 nucleotides long. It is a transcript of the gene ccnh, whose product is annotated as cyclin H. Gene Ontology annotation, biological process: DNA-templated transcription; regulation of transcription by RNA polymerase II. The record is from RefSeq and is a predicted model, not a curated record. Gene Ontology annotation, molecular function: cyclin-dependent protein serine/threonine kinase regulator activity. Lineage: Eukaryota; Metazoa; Chordata; Actinopteri; Clupeiformes; Clupeidae. Gene Ontology annotation, cellular component: transcription factor TFIIK complex.